Chaetomium strumarium is the source of this 2097-nucleotide messenger RNA. RefSeq names its product heterokaryon incompatibility protein-domain-containing protein. Bases 1 to 1890 code for a protein of 629 amino acids. Gene Ontology annotation, molecular function: protein binding. The transcript is spliced from 7 exons. NCBI's taxonomy places the organism in Eukaryota, Fungi, Ascomycota, Sordariomycetes, Sordariales, Chaetomiaceae. The record is from RefSeq and is a predicted model, not a curated record.
AUGGCCAUAUACAAUCCUUUACCGGAGGGUAGUGUGCGGUUGCUCCGGCUUCUGCCACAUUCGGACGAGAACUCGCCCAUAGAAUGCCACGUCUUUACCUGCACCUUACUCGACUCCGGGCGCACCCACCCCUACGAGGCGUUGUCGUACGUAUGGGAGUCUGCGGACGACCCACAGCCUCUGUCAAUAAACGACUCGGAGUUAUGGGUCAAGGGGAAUCUCCAUGCGGCGCUCUCACAUCUUCGGGAUCCCUUCCUAGACCGGGUCCUAUGGAUAGAUGCUCUCUGCAUCAACCAGAAAGACGAUGACGAAAAGGGUCAUCAGGUUGGGCUCAUGGCAAAGAUCUACGCCAAAGCGAGUCGCGUAAUUGUCUGGCUUGGAAAGGCAGCGGACAACAGCGACCAUGCGCUCAUAGCGAUACGCAAGGCUGCCGAGGAGCAGGACGAGAAUGCUGCAAUCUCCACGAGUUCCACCGUCGAUGAAACGCAACAGGCGAUCCUCAAGCUGCUUGAGCGGCCGUGGUUCCAACGUAUCUGGGUUCUUCAAGAGGUCGCCGCCGCUCGAAGUAUCCUGAUCAAGUGCGGCCCUACAGAAAUCGACGGGCAUGCCUUCUGCGUAUGCCUAGACGCAGUACAGCUGUCUCACGAUAUGCGCCCAGACCUCCAGGCUUUGAUUCCUCAGGUCAUCUACCUAAUAUGGGGCGUAGUGUUUCGGCCUAGGCACGAGAUCAGUUCGUCCGGUGGGCUUUCUCUGGGCAUAUGCCCUCUCGGGGAGCUGGUAGAUAUGUACCACGCCCGCAAAGCAACCCUUUCUCUCGACAAGGUUUAUGCCUUGCUUGGCAUGAGCUCGGACAACCCUAGCACGGCAGGGCUGGAAGCCGACUAUAAGGCUUUGUGGAAAGAUCUGUUCCAAAAACUGAUCAGAUUCUGCCUCUCUGAUCAGGUGUCUGUUAGCACCUGGGAUAGCGAUGAGGUGGCGAUCAUCGAGGCCAAGGCCGACAUUAUCGGCAAGAUAUCGUCGAUCAUAAAGGACGCUUCUCGGUACGACAGACAGCAUGUGGAGAUCACUUGGAAGGGGGAGGGGUUACGAUCGGAACAAAGCUCUCACUUCACCUUCCAAACCUCGGCGAAGGUUAUCAGGCAUUGGGACGUCGUCUGUCUUCUGCCAGGAGCAUCAGCGCCCACCAUCAUUCGUCCCCGCAAAGGAUUUUCGAGCAUUGUCAUGGUUGCAGCUCCCUUGUUGACAGGUCAGCUGCUGAAGCAGAUGGGUCCAGUGACGAGGUAUCCAAAUGAUCUGCUGCUCGUCUGGGAUUGGGACAUGUCUCGGGCCGAGGCGCACGACGAAGACUACGAAUCCUUUAUAACCAGUCGAGGGGCUAUGAGAUCAUGGAACCUUGGACUGUUGCUGGAUAAAGUGGGGAGAUAUGGAGAGGCAGCAAAAAGUCUCCGGAAUGCCGUCGAGUUUCAUAGAACUGGGUGGUCACUGAGAAGCGUGGAGAAGACUGGGCCGCCGAGAAGGGCCAAGAAGCGAGAUGGCCGAACCCCGCUAUCAUGGGCCGCCGGGGAGGGCCACGAGGCCGUUGUCCAGUUUCUGCUAGCGACAGGGAAGGUCGAUCCCGACUCGAGGGAUAAAUCUCGCCGAACGCCGUUGUCGUACGCUGCUGCGGGUGGGCAUAAUGCCGUUAUCCAGCUGCUUCUGGCGACAGGGAAGCUGCUUCUAGCGACAGGGAAGGUCGAUGCCAACUCGAUGGACAUGUUUUGCAAUACGCCGCUAUCGUAUGCUAUUACAGGCGGACACGACGCCAUUGUCCAGCUGCUGCAAAGGACGGUGGAAAAAAAUAUCAUAGAAGAGAUGGAAAUCAAUAGUGGAAGCUCAAGGUAUAAUAGAUGAAGAGCGACUAGGAGGAAAUGUGGAUUGCGAGGGUGUCCUUAACCCAACCGACCCCCUAAGGACGGUCCCUGCGGUUAAUGAUUGUUUCCUUUAUAACGGUUCACCCUACCUAUCUUGACUGUGUUGCUGUUUAUACAUAUAAAGAGCUUCGGGAAUUUAUCCCAUAGACAGAAUAAGUGCCUUGACAAACCAUAAUAAUAAAGUCAC